This is a messenger RNA of Electrophorus electricus (electric eel), 3550 nucleotides long. Its product is annotated as cell adhesion molecule CEACAM5. The record is from RefSeq and is a predicted model, not a curated record. NCBI's taxonomy places the organism in Eukaryota, Metazoa, Chordata, Actinopteri, Gymnotiformes, Gymnotidae.
UACAAAGCUCAUCUAAAUUGUCCGAGCGAAUGAACAUUAGUAGGCCACACUUUGUCUGUUGCUCGAGACGCUCACACAGAUCGUAAUGGAUUUUUACAACUUUAGGUUGCUUUUGCUAAUUCUGACAGCAAUUGGAUGCCGCUCUGGAGACUCACUUCUCCCACCGAAUAUCAGUGGCGUAAUCGGCAGAAAUGUCACUUUCCCGACUGCGCUUCCUGCGUCGAUAUCGGGAGUCGCCUCGUUAUCGUGGACUUUCAAAUCUCCAACCCAACCUCAGCCCUCUCCCGUGUACACGAGACUUAAUGACAAUGAAAAAGUCGCCAGUGGUUACGUCGGCCGUAUCCUCUGCAACAAGACAACCUUUGCUCUACAACUCGGACCCCUGACGUCGAUGGACGGAGGAACCUAUUCCCUUAGCGUAAUAACUCUCGAUAUGGUUACAUUGACGGCCGAGACUAUACUCGAGGUGCUAGAGGCCGUGGCAGAUGUGAAGGUCAUCUACAGCCCCCGUGAACCUGUGGAGAUCAACAGCACUGUGGUCCUGACCUGCGUGGCCCAAGGCUCCUCGCUCUCCUACAACUGGAUGAAUGGCUCGGCCCCUGUGGUGGCGGACGGGCAGCAUGUCACACUCAACAGGAGUCAGCUGAUCAUUAGCAGUGUGUUCCGCGGUGACCUGCUUGGACCCAUCUAUUGCAUCGCCCAGAACAAGCUGGAGUCGGCCAGGAGCCCUGUAUUCAACCUUACCGUCAGCUAUGGCCCAGAGAAAGUUGCUAUGACAAGAGUGCCGACUGAUGAGGUCCUGAAGAAGGGUUCCAACAUGACACUCUCAUGCACCGCUCAGUCCAGUCCUGUGGCUGACCUCCUUUGGCUUCUGAAUGGAGUCCUGCUGCCCAUGAAGGGUAGCACACUCUACCUGUCUGGCCUCACAGAAGAACAGAGCGGCAACUACACCUGCAUGGCCUACAACAACAUCACCAGGCGCUACACUGUUUCCCAGGUCACCACAGUAUCCAUCAUAGAGGCCAUCUCUGGCACAAACAUCAAUGGCCCUGCUUCCCUACUCAUCGCCGGCAACAGCACGGCCAAUCUGACGUGCAAAGCUCUGGCAGGGAAAGCGGACCGCGUAGUGUGGUUCAAGGACGGCAAGUCACUGGAGACCACCCCCCGUGUGAUCCUCAACGGCGACAAGAGCACGGUCAGCAUCCUCGAGGUGCAGAAGGAGGAUGCCGGCAAGUACAGCUGCCAUCUGAUAAACAGCGUGAACACCGACAUCGACAACUAUGUGAUGGUGAUCAACUAUGGGCCAGAGAAUGUGAAAAUCACAGGGGUCAAGCAGGUGGAGGUUGUCGAUACUGUGGUGAUGACAUGCUUGGCUGCCUCAGUGCCGGCACCCACCUACGUCUGGAAGUUCAACGGCACAGUCCUGGAUACCACCACAGCUGAGUACAAGAUCAACAAACCUGACUACAGGAACAGUGGCAUAUACACUUGCGAGGCUUACAACCCUAUCACUGGACUCACCAAUAUUGCCACCCACAGUCUCCUAGUUAAGGGAGAGGGGGAACUGCAUGACCAGCUGUCAGAUGGUGCCAUAGCUGCAAUUGUCAUAACCGUUCUCAUCAUUUUGGCUGUCAUCAUCGCCUUCAUCAUCCACAAAAAGCGGAAGGUUACAGACAUUCCCUCACCAUAUUAAAGAGAAACCAUGGGAGAAUGAUCCGAAUCCACUAGACCUCUUCAGCCAUCCUUUCAAUGUAAACAAAUGUUCUACCAGGGCAGCUGGAAAAACUGUCCUCAGGAGUGGAGCACACCUUCAGGGCUGGCCCUCGAUCUCAUGCAACCUUUCCACCUUUCCUACUUUUCCUCAUUCCAAAAGGGGAGUCAACCCCCAACCUCCCUAGCCCUAAUUCCUCUCCUCUCUGCAAAUAUUCAGGAGUAAAAAGCCCCAGCACAGUCACCACCUCACUGAAGACAUGGGGAGGGGAUGUGGGUACAGGUCAAGAGCUGAUAGCAGAUAAAACAAAAGCGUCCCCCACCCUCACCCCAUACACACACCUGGGAGUUUUGACCCCAUUUUCACUUACCUUAGGCUGAAGAGGACUGUCUUUUAUUUCUAAAGAUAUUUGAGACCCCAUUCGUCACUCCAUCAAGCUCCCCCUGACCCCACCACCCCUCAUCGCCCAUCCCGUCAAUCCCACCCAAUGCAUCGGACUGUUGCACUGUAGCAUUGCACCACUAACUCUGAAAGAACAUCACUCAUUCAUAAUCGACUUCAGCAAGUUUCUCAGAGCUUAAAAGUAAAAACAAAAACAACAACAACAAACGCAAAGUCUGUGCACUGCAGCAUCAAAGGAUUCCAAAGCUGUUGACAACACAAAGAUAUCAAAAGCAACCUGAAGUUGCCAGUGUUAAAGCUGUCCAAAGGCUUCACACACCUUGAAGCACCCAUGAAGGCCUCCUUGCCACCCUUGAGUUAGUCACCAGUCAAGCUCAAGACUUGAUUCCAUUUUUAUCUUCCCAUCCUCCUUGUAGUGGGCUGCCAAUGACAUUAGCAGUUCAGAGGGCAGGCCUGAACCCGUUUGGAGCGUACCAAAGGGAAAAGGAUGAGACAUUUCUGUGGGCAGUGGCAUUUCACAAUUUUGGAGGGAAGCUGUUUUGUCAGUUCACAGGCUUUGCCUGCAAAGAUCUGUUGUGCUAAAGUGACAAUUUUAAAUGUCUGUUUUGUAAAAAAAAAAAAAAAUUUUUUUUUUUUUUUUUUUUUUUAAAGAUUUACAGUGUCACCUUCACCUGAGCUUUCAGGUAUGAAACUGAACCCUCUGAGUAUUUUCUGUUAUUACAUUUAAUUUUUAGAUUGUGAUGCAAUGCUAAAUGUGUAUUCAUUUUUUUCCCCAGAGAUAUAUGUUCUUUCUGUUGUGCUUUUUUGAUGCCUCAAAUGAAUGUAGAGGUAAGACAGAUUUUGAUGAUGAGUUGUGUGUGUGUGUGUGUGUGUGUGUGUGUGUGUGUUUGUUUUUUUUUGUUUUGUUUUUUUUACAUUUAGGAUACAUGUCAUUGUACACACACAAAACACACUCCUAUACUCCUAUCUUUGACUCAAAGAAACAAAUAUCUUCAGACAGUGGAACAAACAAACAUGCAUUAAUCUAGGCUAACUGAGACAAAUGAUUCUUCUAUAAUGGCCCAUGUUGAAGUACUGGCAUCUCACCGUGGUUUUACACAUGAGGAGCACAUUAUGUAGGGCCUUUUCAGGGAAUUCAUGUAUUCAUUUAACCCUGGAUCUUUUUAAAGGAGGUAAAUUGAAUUUUAGAAUUUUGUUUUAGUUCAAACUUUAAAUUACAUAAAGGUCAAAAAAGGAAAAUUAUCUUUAUAAAGAGUAUUGAAAGUACUGUACAUUAACAUCAGGUUAAUAAAUGAAUUCUACAUUUAUUUAUAGAGAUUGUUUCAAUUUGUUUCAGUGUCACAUUUUCAAGUGUCUCUAGGGUUUAAAAAGUUUGAUAAAGAAUAAAGAUUGAUAAAGGAUAUCUUUAUUGAAAUUGUUCACCUGAAUUAGUUUUUU